Molecule: messenger RNA, 1246 nt
Organism: Atta colombica
Lineage: Eukaryota; Metazoa; Arthropoda; Insecta; Hymenoptera; Formicidae
Product: activator of basal transcription 1-like
Exons: 4
Coding region: 251-946 (231 amino acids)
Biological process (GO): endonucleolytic cleavage to generate mature 5'-end of SSU-rRNA from (SSU-rRNA, 5.8S rRNA, LSU-rRNA); endonucleolytic cleavage in 5'-ETS of tricistronic rRNA transcript (SSU-rRNA, 5.8S rRNA, LSU-rRNA); endonucleolytic cleavage in ITS1 to separate SSU-rRNA from 5.8S rRNA and LSU-rRNA from tricistronic rRNA transcript (SSU-rRNA, 5.8S rRNA, LSU-rRNA)
Cellular component (GO): nucleolus
Molecular function (GO): RNA binding
Source: RefSeq, a predicted model, not a curated record
UUAACCAAUUCUCGGAUCUUCGCCACUCUUUGGAAAUUUCGGCUUCCGGCAAAAUCAUGGUCGUGAAGUGCAUGGACGCCAUUUUGUUAUUCUCGAUCAUUCUUGGCUUGGUCAAUCUGUGGCGAAGACGGGUGAUGUGAACAGUAUCGGUUCGUACUAACAAUAUUCGCUGUGUAAUUAAUCUUGGCGGUAUCAUAACCAGAUGCUAUUAAUCAAAGAAGUUAUUUAAUUAAUUUUGAAUAACUCAAAAAUGAUUCAAGAAAAUUCGAACGAAAGCAAUGAAAACAACCAUGCAAUGGAUUGCGAUGCAGACGAAUCGACACAAAUUCAAAAGAAAGUCCAGAAGAAAGGUAAAAAGGUUAAAAGAGGAAUAAUUUAUUUGUCCACAAUUCCGAAAUAUAUGAAUAUCAUGAUGAUCCGAGAGAUAUUUUCUGCUUAUGGGAAAGUGGGCAGAGUAUAUCUGCAGCUAGUCGACAAUGAGACACAAUCAGUGAAACAUAAAAAGAAAACCAAGAAAGUAAUCAAGCAUUUUACUGAAGGUUGGAUAGAAUUUGAAAGUAAAAAAAUAGCAAAAUUUGUAGCAGAGACGUUAAACAAUACCCAAGUAUCCACGAGAAAGAAAAGCAAAUUCUAUGAUGUUAUGUGGAAUAUAAAGUAUUUGCCUAGAUUUAAAUGGAUUCAUUUGAGUGAACGAUUAGCAUAUGAACGUGCAGUUCAUAAGCAAAGACUUCUAACAGAGAUAGCACAAGCUAAGAGAGAAAUUAACUUCUUCUCAUAUAAUGUAGACAGAAGUAAAAAGCUGCGUAGAAAACAAGAACAAGGGGAAGAGACAACGUUUGAAUUGCCUGAAGUUAAGCAAAGGGAUACUGAUAAUGAAAUAAGGAAUAGGAAAGCAAAUACUCAAGUAGAAGACAGAACAGAGUUCCUUAAAUCAAUAUUUGGAUAAAAAUUUUUUAAAUAAAACUAUAUAGAAGAAAAUUACGGAAAUAACAUUCAGUAAGCAAAAAAUGUUUACAAAAGAGGCAUAGUUUACCAUCGAUGAAGAAUUCAAGACAUUAUCACAAGAAAAGGAUGAUAUUAGAUGAAGCGGUUAUUGUAUUAAGUCAACAGCGAAGUCCACGGCGUUGACGUUAUCUACAACAAAUAUGAACAUGAUUAAAAUAGGAGGUAAUUUUUAUUUUAGUUUUUAUAUCUCUUUAUUGUUUAAUUAAAAUUUCGUAUAAAAGGACAAAAUAACAAGUGAUAG